CUGCGAUUUGAAACGCACAUUCUUCUCUACCCGGAAACACGAACCCGGAACGUUGAAGAAGGCGGUGUUUGUUUCCAGCCGGUGAGGUUUCGGUGUGAAUCGAUGUCAUGGCAGCUCUUCGGACGACAUUAUGUGCACGUUUCCUGCAGUCUCUCCCGAUGCGUUCGGGAUCUCUACGCUUCGCCAGCUCCUCUUUCAAGGCUGCGGAUCUGACCAUCGAGAAGAGGCAGACUCCGAACCCCAAGCCCGACCCGUCUUCCCUGGGCUUCGGGAAGUAUUUCUCUGAUCACAUGUUGACGGUGAAGUGGACGGAGAAAGGAGACUGGGAAGCUCCUGAGAUUAAACCCUUCCAAAACCUGUCUCUGCACCCGGCGUCCUCUGCCCUGCACUACUCCAUCGAGUUGUUCGAGGGGAUGAAGGCCUUUCGGGGAGUGGAUAAUCAGAUCCGUCUGUUCCGGCCAAUGCUGAACAUGGAGCGCAUGUAUCGCAGUGCAGAUCGCUGCUGCCUGCCUUUGUUUAAUAAGAGUGAGCUGCUGGAGUGCAUUAAGAAGCUGAUCACGCUGGACCAGGAGUGGGUUCCGUACUCCACCGACGCCAGCCUUUACAUCAGACCCACCUUCAUCGGCACCGAGCCUACUUUAGGCGUGUCUCGAGCAAACCACGCCCUCCUGUUUGUCAUCGUGGGGCCGGUGGGGCCGUACUUCGCUACAGGAGCCUUCAAUCCCGUGUCUCUGCUGGCCGAUCCUCGAUUCGUUCGGGCCGCUAGGGGCGGAGUCGGGGCGUACAAGAUGGGCAGUAAUUAUGGCCCCACUAUAGCCAUCCAGAGUGAGGCGGUGAAGCAGGGCUGUCAGCAGGUGCUGUGGCUGUAUGGCGACAAGGAGGAGAUCACCGAGGUGGGCACCAUGAACCUAUUCAUCUACUGGACCAAUGAGAAAGGAGAGCGAGAGUUGGUCACUCCUCCACUAGAUGGCAUCAUUCUCCCCGGAGUCACCAGACAGUCUCUACUGGACCUGGCCAGGAAGUGGGGUGAGUUUCAGGUGACUGAGCGGACACUAGUUAUGAAGGAGCUGCUGGAUGCUCUGAAAGGUGGCCGUGUGUUGGAGGUGUUUGGGGCGGGGACGGCGUGUGUGGUGUGUCCUGUUGGCAGCCUGCUGUAUAAAGGACAGCACUUUGAAAUCCCGACCAUGAAGAACGGCCCUGAGCUCGCCACCAGGUUCUACAAAGAGCUCACCGAUAUGCAGUACGGACGCACAAGUAGUGACUGGGCUCCAGUCAUCGUUGCCUAAACGGAGCUGCAGUUCCUCCAGAUGUUUCUCGUCUCACGUUACGGACUGUAGCUUCGUUCUGUCUGAUGUUGUGUGUAGGAACUUGCUCAAAAAUCAUUAUUGUUCUGAAGCAACCCAUUUAGUGAACAGUCCACUGGAAACCUGUUACUAAUUAACUGU
Silurus meridionalis is the source of this 1445-nucleotide messenger RNA. It is a transcript of the gene bcat2, whose product is annotated as branched chain amino-acid transaminase 2, mitochondrial. NCBI's taxonomy places the organism in Eukaryota, Metazoa, Chordata, Actinopteri, Siluriformes, Siluridae. Gene Ontology annotation, cellular component: mitochondrion. Gene Ontology annotation, biological process: L-valine biosynthetic process; L-leucine biosynthetic process. The record is from RefSeq and is a predicted model, not a curated record. Gene Ontology annotation, molecular function: branched-chain-amino-acid:2-oxoglutarate transaminase activity. The transcript has 11 exons. The coding region runs from base 108 to 1286 and encodes 392 amino acids.